Messenger RNA from Suncus etruscus (white-toothed pygmy shrew), 2734 nucleotides. RefSeq names its product cap methyltransferase 2 (gene CMTR2). Gene Ontology annotation, molecular function: methyltransferase cap1 activity. Gene Ontology annotation, biological process: 7-methylguanosine mRNA capping. The record is from RefSeq and is a predicted model, not a curated record. Gene Ontology annotation, cellular component: nucleus; cytoplasm. NCBI's taxonomy places the organism in Eukaryota, Metazoa, Chordata, Mammalia, Eulipotyphla, Soricidae. The coding region runs from base 189 to 2486 and encodes 765 amino acids. The transcript has 2 exons.
AGACGGUGGCACAACUUGGGGGUGUUUCUCCGCUACCAGCGUCCCGAGAGCGCUUCCGGGCCUUCAUUCCGGCCUCUGGGCUUGCCAAGGUCGCCGCAGGCCCGCUGGGUAGCUGUCCCGGGAGCGGAAGUGGAGAAGUGCCCCGGGGUCGAGGUGGGCGUGAGCGAAGAUUUUAAUUUAAUUUGAAAAUGAAUAAGUUCAGAAAGCCACCUCUGGCUUCAGGCCCUGAGACAUUCAGUCCAGAUGUUCUUGCAGACAUUUUUGAACUCUUUGCCAAGAACUUUACUUAUGGCAAGCCACUUAAUAAUGAGUGGCAGUUACCAGAUCUCAGUGAGAUUUUCACCUGUGACCACACAGAAUUUAAUGUGUUCCUUGAUUUGAAGAACUCUCUCAAUGAAGUGAAAAAUCUACUAAGUGAUAAGAAACUGGAUGAAUGGCAUGAGCACACUGCCUUCACCAAUAAAGCUGGAAAAAUAAUUUCUCAUCUGAAAAAAUAUGUGAAUGCUGAGCUUUGUACUCAAGCAUGGUGUAAGUUUCAUGAGAUUUUGUGCAGCUUUCCACUUGUUCCUCAGGAAGCUUUUCAGAAUGGGAAGCUGAAUUCCCUACACCUUUGUGAAGCUCCUGGAGCUUUUAUAGCUAGUCUCAAUCACUAUUUAAAGACGCAUCAAUUUCCCUGUGAGUGGAGUUGGGUGGCUAAUACUUUGAAUCCAUACCACGAAGCAAAUGACAAUCUUACGAUGAUUAUGGAUGACCGGCUUAUUGCAAAUACCCUGCAUGGUUGGUACUUUGGUCCAGAUAAUACUGGUGAUAUCAUGACCUCGAAAUACCUCACCGGACUUCAAAAUUUUAUAAGCGGCAUGGUGCCCAUUCACUUGGUCACCGCAGAUGGGAGUUUUGAUUGUCAGGGGAACCCAGGUGAACAAGAGGCAUUAGUCUCCUCUCUGCAGUACUGUGAAGUUGUGACUGCUCUGACGAUACUUGAAAAUGGUGGCUCUUUUGUUCUGAAGGUGUUUACUCUGUUUGAACAUUGUUCCAUAAACCUGAUGUACCUGCUAAACUGUUCCUUUGAUCAAGUCCAUGUUUUUAAACCUGCUACUAGCAAGGCAGGAAACUCAGAAGUCUAUGUGGUCUGUCUCGGCUAUAAGGGCAGAGGAGCCAUCCAACCUCUGUUAUCUAAGAUGGUUCUAUAUUUUGGGACUGAAGUGACUAAAGCUCUCUUUCCCCAUCAUGUCAUUCCUGAAUCCUUCCUUAAAAAGCAUGAAGAAUGUUGUGCACUCUUCCAUAAAUAUCAGCUAGAUACUAUUUCUGAGAACAUUCGCCUGUUUGAGUACAUGGGAAAAGAGGAACAAGCAAAGUUGAAUAAUUUAAGGGACUGUGCUGUCCAGUACUUCAUGCAGAAGUUUCAAUUGAAACCUAUUCCCAAAAAUAACUGGCUAGUGACAAAAUCUAGUACGGGUUGUCAUACAAAUACAAAAUGGUUUAGGCAGAGGAACAGAUACUUUAAAACCUAUAAUGAGAGAAAGAAGCUGGAAACUCUUUCAUGGAAAGAUAAGGUGGCCAACGGAUACUUCAAUCGAUGGUCCGAAGAACAUGUUGCCUAUCAUCCUGGGCAGAAUCCUCUUCUCAAAGGAACAGAUUUUAACCUGGAGUUCCACUCGUGGCGUACUUUAGAGGGAAAGAAACUACCAAAGGUAAAGUGUUCUCCUUUCUGUGAUGGCGAAAUUUUGAAGGCUCUGAAUGAAGCGAUUGAAAAUUCUUUAGGAGGUGCUGUGAAUGUAGAUACCAAGUAUAGACUAAAGCAGCAGCGUCAUUGUGCCUGUCAUGUUUUUUCUGAAGAACUGUUGUUUUCAGAGUUACAUAGCCUUGCCAAGUGCCUUCAGGAUGAGCCAGAUGUUGAACCUAUCAACCAAAUGAAGUGCCUUCUUGUAGGGUUUCCAGCCUCCUGUGAUACUACAGUGGAUCUACCUUUGGAAGUCCUGCACCUGGAAUCAGCUAGACUCAUGGCUUUUAGCUCUUCCUUGCUCCAUGAUGGAGACCCAGCUUACCAGCAGUUAUUUUUGGACUGUCUCCUACAUUCAUUGCAGCAGCUUCAUACAGGGGAUGCCAUGAUUUUACCAAUACUUUCUUGUUUUACAAGAUUUAUGGCUGGCUUGAUCUUUGUACUCCACAACUGUUUUAGGUUCAUUACUUUUUCUUGCCCCACUACCUCUGAGCCCCUGCAGACCUGUGCAGUCCUGCUCUGUGUUGGUUAUCAGGACCUUACAAAUCCAGUUUUUGAGUAUCUGCAGAAUUUGAAUGAAUUGUUGAGUGCUUUGCUUAGUUCUAAUGCACCCCAGCAAGUUUUACAGUUUGUGCCAAUAGAGCUGCUCCUGAAGGGGGCAUUACUUGACUUUUUGUGGGAUUUGAAUGCUGCUAUUGGUAAAAGACAAUUGCAUUUGAUUAUUCAAGGAGAGAAAGAAGACAUAACCAGCAACCACCAGCUAUAAAACUGAACUGGACCUUUCUGGGAUUUGACUUCAUGGUCUUACAGUUUCCAAUGUUAUUGCAUUCCUUGGCUCUUUUAAAACUACAGUUUUGGGGACAGGCCAGUUUUUAUAUCAUUUAAAGCCUAAUUACUUGGCUGAAAACCCUCUAGUAUACAUAUACUCACUUUUAUAUAUGUAUGGUAGAGUCUAUGCAGUAAUAAUCAACCUCAAACAUGAUGUAUUUAUGCAGUGGUCCUCAAACUACGACC